This is a messenger RNA of Coregonus clupeaformis (lake whitefish), 6843 nucleotides long. Its product is annotated as sickle tail protein homolog. The transcript has 20 exons. Gene Ontology annotation, cellular component: cytoplasm. Bases 58 to 6300 code for a protein of 2080 amino acids. The record is from RefSeq and is a predicted model, not a curated record. NCBI's taxonomy places the organism in Eukaryota, Metazoa, Chordata, Actinopteri, Salmoniformes, Salmonidae.
ACCGUGUGCACUGUCAAUGCAGAAUUCAUAGUGUUUAAGGGAAUAGGGUACAAAGUAAUGGAAUAUCAGUACAUACGGCAUACUCACUGGAGAGGGAGAAGAGAGUUAGGAAACAACAACCAGAGACUCUCAUCACCUGAGGAUGUAGAGCGUUUCCACAGGCAGCAGACUGUAGAGAACCAGAACCACCACUCCGAGCUACGUUCCCCCAGCACAGUCCCCAGGAGGUACACCAUCGGAGGGCAAGGGCCUCGCAGCGCCAGAGACCCCCUGACCAUGCAGCACGCUGACGUAGAGAGGAAGAAAGAGGUGUUCCUGGAGCACCUGAAGCAGAGGUAUCCUCACCAUGCUGCUGUCAUCAUGGGCCAUCAGGACCGCCUCAGAGACCAUGCCAGGAGCCCCCAGCACUCUGCCAGCCCCCCGCCCGGUAUAGGGGAGCAGCUGGAGCACCUCUCGGUGGCCUCUCUGGAGUCUCUGGAGACCAUGUCAGAGGGAGACGGCCUAGCCGCCUUCACCCGGGGCUGCCAGGCACGGGCCAGCCUGCCGGUGGUCCGCUCUGCCAACCAGACCAGGGUCAGAUCAUUAGGUGUGCUCUACCUGCAGUACGCAGAGGAAACCAAGCAGAUCCGGAUGCCCAAUGAGAUUACCAGCAAAGACACAAUCAGGGCUCUGUUUGUUAGUGCUUUCCCCCAGCAGCUCACCAUGAAGAUGCUGGAGUCUCCCAGUGUAGCUGUGUACAUCAAGGAUGAAACCAGGAACAUGUACUAUGAGCUAACUGAUGUCAGAAAUAUUACACCUCGAUGCUGUCUGAAGGUGUACCACAAAGACCCUGCACAUGCCUUCAAUCGCAGCAACGCAAGGCCUAGCAAUGCUGAAGGCAGGAUACCAAGGGAGAUACUGUAUGGAAGUCAUAGCCCUGUGCACACUUUACAAUCCACCUGCAGUCCUGUCCACACCAUACAGGGGUCCAUGUCUCCCCCCACGGUCCGCUCCAUGCCCUCCUCCCCCUCCAGGAUCCCCUACGUCCCCCGAACUGGGGGAGGGGUGCCAGGCAGUGCCACCCUCCCCAGGGCCGGCAUGUCCAGUGGGCCCCCCAGCAGGUCCGUCACCCCCUGCCCCAGUGCCAUCCAGGAGAGAAGAGACGUCAAACCUGACGAGGACCUAAGCAGUAAAAGUAUAGCGCUGGUGCGUGCCGACGGGUUGUAUGUCAACGUCACUGACCGUUACGCUGUCCAGGAGGGCCGGCUGAGUAUCGCCUCCUCCAAGGGGGGCGGCCACACGGGGAACAUGGUCGACAUGGGUGGUGGUAGCCUCCACUGGGCCUCGGUCAAGUCCACAACCUCCUAUACAGAGAACCCGGAGCAGCAGCACUCCCUCUACAGGCAGAAGUCCCGGAGGUACGGGGAAAGCCAGGGACUACCGCCGCUUGACACCAAAACCCCGCCCCCUUCCCCUCACAGAUUGAACGACAACCACGGUCCUGUGGCCACGGAGAGGGACUCUCCAAUUCGCCGGUCUCUGCGGAAGGAGAGUAAUGGUAAUACAGUGGAGGUGGUGAACAGGACCAGGGGUAGUGUGUCCUCUAUGUCCUCCUCUCCUGUGUUCGUGGAGCUCCCCCCAGGGCUCUAUGGGGACAGGCUGUUUCAGGGUCACCUCACCCCCAAUAACCCCCAGACCAGUGAGCGAAUGAAGGCCAUGGAACAACAGAUUGCCAGUCUGGCUGGCCUUGUUCAGCAUGCACUUGCUAUUGGGCCAGCUGAGAAAGAUAGGAGGACUGCUUCUCCUUUCCAUGUCAACAACAGUACAGGAGUGUCACCAGUUCCUGCAGCCAGCCUCCUUGCAGACAGCUCCAAUGCUCUAGUCUCUCAGGCCCCUCCCCCUGACCCCACCCUGCAGGUCACACUGACCACGGUCAGGAGGAACGUCACUGACCUCCGACAGCAGCUUCACCAACUCAAACAGCUACAGAUGCAGAACCAGGACAGUGUGAGGGGGAUGCUGAAGAGAGCAGAGGAGGAGCUAGCUGAGGUGAUGUCUGAGACCCUACAGAGACAACAGCAGGAGACAGAGCCUGGCCAGAGACAGAGGACCACGGUGGAUGAGGAGAGACACAAGUACCAGGCCAUGGAGGAGAGAGUGCUGGCUCAGCUCAGGAAGCUGGAGGAGUAUGUGGACCAUCUGAGGAGAGACUCGUCCUCUGGCAAAGGUCAGCCGUCAGUCACCCUCAGGGACGUGGAGGAGGGAGCUGUCAACCUCAGGAGGGUGGGAGAGUCCUUAGCUGGACUUAAAGGUGAGUUCCCAAGCCUGCAUGGGAAGAUGCGGACGGUGCUGUGUGUGGAGGUGGAGGCGGUGCGCUUCCUGAAGGAGGAGCCUCAAAAGAUGGACAGCAUGCUUAAGAGGGUCAAAGCCCUGACAGAGGCUCUCAGCGGUCUCAGAAGAUGUGUCACAGAGAAUCAUCCUCAUGAUCCCAAGCCUGGAGCAGCCAAAGCAGCCACAGCAGAGGGGGGUGUAAAGCCUGCCAUUGACCAGUCUGAACCCCCCCGGAAGAAUCUCCCCACAAUGGAAUCCCCCAAACCUCAGCCCAGGACCUCUGUCAGACCCCCCCAGCCCCAGGUCAAGAACCCUGCAGGCAGGCCAGACACGGCCUCCACCUCACCUGACGUCGUCCACCGUGUGAAGAGCUCUCCCAUCAACAUGCAGCCGUGUCAGCACUUAGCAGCUCUGCCACACCACCACCCCAGCCCCCCACUGACUCCCACCCACGGCCGAGACUCCCCCACCGUGGCCAAGGUCAGUCCCCGCAGCCGGGAGAACAGCCCAGCCCUGCAGAAGAGAAUGGUCCCCUGGUGCGGCGAUGGACCGGCACCCAUGGCCAGCAGCACUGAGACCACCACACAACCACCUGGCUCAGAGGAGAUCCACACCAACAGUGGCAGCAUCAAACACAUAGUCAUGGACAUUGAGGCUGCAGAGAGAGAGAGGGACCUGGAGGAGGGGAGGUCAUCACAGAACUCAGUAGCCACCUCUGCUGGGAGUGAGUUUGAACAGAUUCUCCAGGAGGCCCAGGCCAGCCUGAUGAGGGCCAUACCCGACCUGGAGGUGACUGAGACAGGGAGGAGGGAGGCUCAGUCCUCCCCUCCACCCCUAGCUCCAGACCAUCCAUCUCUCCCCCAGCCUCUCCCAGACCCAGAGCUGCCCCUCAACACUCCACUGCAAGACGAAGUAGAUGCCCCUCAACCUACUGAGGCAUCUCUUCCAGAACCCACUCAGCCAGCUAAUGUGGCUGCUGAGGUGACUGUUCAGGCCAGCCCUGAGCGACCACAUAGGCCUAUGGUUGAGAAGCCUCGCAGGCCCAGUGUGGAGAGGGAGAUGAAGAAUAGCCCAGAGAAGGCAGGGAAGUCUCCUCCACCACCCCCACCACGGAGGUUCUUCCCUUCACUGUCAGGCCCAGGGCUGACCACAGGGAGGUCUGGAGAAGUCAUCUUUACUACCAGGAAGGAAGCCGCCACCGCACAGGAUGAUGAAGAGGAGGUGGUCCCUCAACCCAGUCCCAAACCCACCAGACAGCCCCCAGAGGUCAAGCCCAAGCCCCAAACCACUCCUGUUUCCACAGCCUCAGCUGAGACAGAGGAAAAGGAGGACGAAGAAGAAGAGGAUGAUGAUGAUGAGGAGGAGGAUCAAUUCAUGAAGGAACUACAGGUGUUUCAGAAGUGCACUCUUAGAGAUGUAAGCACGAAGUGUGACAUAGACCUUACAAGCACUGCAUCCCAAGUCAGACAGAUAGAGCCAGAGCUCUCCCUCUCACCCAAAGACCCAAAGAGUCAGGAGAACAAGGGUAAAGAGAAAAGUGUGCUCAACACUGAUGAAAACAGAUUUGACACUGUUCCAAAGAGUCCCAGGGUCAUGUAUUAUGUCACAGGACAGUUAUCCAAUGAGAAGCCUCCAUCGGGAAAAACAGACCAAUCGGAAGGCAGGGAGGGAACAGUGUCCCCCUCACAGGUGGCAGACACAAAUACAUUUGACUCCCAGCAGCCAGAGUUACUAAUAGCAGACAGGUCACCUCUAGUAUCAUGUAACUCAGUGCUGGAAAGCCAAGAUUGUCCUCCUAAUACACAGAAGAUAGCAGUUGGAGAAGAUAGUGAGAAGGAGAGCCUCGUAGAUGAGAAUGUCCGGAAGGAUCCUGUUCAGAGUCAGAAAGUGAGGGUAGUUGAACCUGUGUCUCCUCCAAUACCUGCAGAGAAGCAGGACAUAUCUGAAGCCUCUCAACAAGACUGUUAUCUUACUAACAGUAUAACAUCAUCAUCUUUGUCAACAUCACAACCACCAUAUUCACCAGCAUCACUACCACCACCACCAUCAUCUUCACCACCACCAGUACCAGUAAUCAAGUCUGUGACUAGUACAGGCCAGGAGGUUUCAGGUAAUCCAGGGUCUCCUCCACCAGAGAGCAGGGGCCUGGAUGACAGCCAGAGCCCGCAGGUAGUGUUGAGGUCCUCCAGAGGAAGAGCACCACGGUAUGUAGAGGAGGGCAGCAGCCUGAGCCCUGACCUCCCAGAUGAGGAGGGCCCUCCUCCCCCUGAGAACAUCUCCUUCAUGAUGAUCACCAGCAACAGAGUGCAGGCUCUGUCCGCUGGGGAGUACCAGGAGAUAGUGAAUGGUACCAACGUGUCCGAGGUUCAGACCGUCAAUGUGGGGAACGACACCACCAGUAUCAGCCAGGAGCACUGUGGCUUCGACAGGAAGCCUGUGAUCAUCAUAUUCGACGAGCCCAUGGACAUCCGGUCGGCCUACAAGCGUAUGUCCACCAUCUUUGAGUGUGAAGAGGAGCUGGAUAGGCUGCUGCACCAGCAGAGCAUCAAGGAGGAAGCAGAGGAGGCAGCGUCAGAGAAGAGUGUACCUCAGGUAAAGCCUAACACUGAACUACAUCAGGCAAACAAGACAGCAGUGACAGAAAACACUGCAAGCCGUCACAAUAAUAGUCCUGCUGUGGUUGCGCAACAGAAGAGUACAGCAGAGUGCUCAUCGCCAGAACAGUCUAAAACAGAGCCCUCAAACAGCAGCAAACCAGAGACCAAAAAUAAGUUCAAAUUCAAGUUCCCCAAAAAUAAGUUGGCGGCUAUCAGCCAAGCGAUUCGCACUGGGACCAAAACAGGCAGGAAGACGCUCCAGGUGGUGGUCUAUGAGGACAAGGAGGAGUGGGACGGACACAUGAAGGAGACCGAAAGGUUUGAGAUCAACAGCAGUAGCAUACACCAAACUGACUCCAGUCACCUCACCACUGUGAAUAACAUCACAUCACCAAGCACUCUCACCCAGUCAAACUCUAAACGCAGGACAGAGGAGAUCUGUAAGAAUGCCUACGAGUCCAUAACCAGUCUAGAGGAGACCAUUAAACAGCUGGAGAUCACUGUGGACAAUAUAAGCCCCACAGCGCCUAAGACAGACUCCUGUGAAGAGUCUCCAGCCGCUGUGAAACCCAAACGAGAGAGGGAGGGCAGUCCCUCCAAGAGGCCUGCCCCUCCUCAGGUCUCGAAGUCCCUGAAGCAUCCUCAGAGUAAGAAGUCCAAACCACAGCUUCCCAGGCCGUCCGUCACAAGCAGCUCCAAGAAACAGAAUACAAGUGGCUCUCCUUCUUCGAAUCGGAUGUCUCUUUCUGUGUCUGCAAAGUCCUGGCAGCAACCAGCUGGGUCAGCUGACAAACCAGGAGGAAAAACUCAGAAGCUCCAGGCCAAUCAGAAGCAGUUUCCACAGGCUAACAGAAGUGCUAAGAAAGCUGGUGGGGAUAGUAACCAUUAUUUCCUUGCUUUACCUGCUUCUAAGAUCCCAGCCUUUUGUCAUAGCUCUGGAAAAAAUAUGUCAUCGCCCGGUUCAAACUCUGUGUCUAACCCUAUUAAAUCACCUUCCUCCUCCCCGUCCUCCUCACACAAGUCUUUCAUCCCGUCUCUUAAUCUGAGUCGUCUCAUCCCUCCUAGUCCUUCUCUCAAUAACAGACGUCAAAAUCUUUCCCUCUCAUCACAAACCCAAAAUGGCCGACCCAGCCCUUUCUCUUACUGCUCAUCUUCCUCUUCCUCCUCCACCUCCCCCUCUUCCAACUCCUCCUCUUUGUCCCCCACAUCCACGUCUUCCACCUCCUCCUCCCCUCCCUCUCCCGCCCUCCUCUCCCCAACUGCCAUGAGUCAAGGUGCGAGGAGUAUCCACCGCAUUGCACAUAUACCCAGCUUCACCGGUCACAAGAUGCAAGGUGGACACAGCAGCAAAACCACACACAUACCAGCAGUUUCUUCGUCCAAGGACAUAUGAUGAUCUUUUUAUAUGUAUAUGUAAAGUUAAGAACGUACCGUAAACUCAUGCCACAGCUAGCUUGAAAUGUCGCGGAUGGAGCCAUCCAAUUUGUACCUUUUAGGUGGCUCAACCCGUUGGAACGUUGUCAAGGAGGCCGGUUACGUGUGUUGCAAAGCAGAGGAUCACUGGUUGGAGCCCAGUAUGGGGCAGUCGGACAGUGGAGGAAGCUAAGCUGUUAGCAGCACAUGGACCCCUGUUACAUAACGGUAUAUAAAGUAUAGUGGAGGGAAAUGCUGUUUUAAUGGCAACAUAAUACAAUUGCAGGGCAUUCUCUCAUUUCUCUCUAACUUUGAUACGUUUUUGAUCAUGAUCAAUUUGAGUUCACAUACAAAAACAGAAAAUAGCUUGAGCUGGUUUUCAUUCAAUGCUCCCUUUGAGCAAGGGGACCUUUUUAUUUCUGCCUCAGCUUUUGGGUUGUUCCGCGAAAAGAGCGCCUUUUGCGUCCCUUUGAUAUUUUAAAUAGAAAUUGUGCACCAAUAUUGAAUUGUAAAAGCCUGUUAU